AUGUCUGAGCCCCGCAGGAAUUCACAUUCUGGCCCUCAACGCCGCAUCUCUUUUUUCGAACGAGAUCCUGGCAUCCCCGUAGUUUCCGCUACACCACCACAGAGCGAGAUGCCCCCCAGUGGGCACGAUCCAAUUGCAAGUAGUAGCACAGCUGAGGAAUGGGACGAGUAUGAGGAGUCUAAUAGAAAAGGUUUAUUUGGAUUGGUCGAUAAAUUCAGUCCACGAAUGGUACUCGAAAACUCUGGUAGCGUUGCACGCGACCACUUGGCGAAUGAGCGUACUUGGUUGGCUUAUGUACGCACCUCCUUGGCCAUCGCAUCCACGGGCGUUGCCCUGGUGCAGCUUUUUACGAUUGCUGCGCAACAACCAGCCGGAACUGUGCUCAUAGGUGCCAAACUCCAACGAUUUGCUCGCCCUCUGGGUGCCGUAAUCGUGGUCAUCGGAAUGACGGUAUUAGCACUUGGGGUAAACCGUUACUUCAAAGUCCAAUACGCGUUAACAGAAAACAAAUUUCCACCGGCUCGAAAAACGGUCGCAUUCAUCAGUACAGUGCUGGCAGCUAUUGUUGCAGUUGUAUUCGGCAUUUUGGUUGGAGUUCCCCGACGUUGA
Molecule: messenger RNA, 609 nt
Organism: Rhizoctonia solani
Lineage: Eukaryota; Fungi; Basidiomycota; Agaricomycetes; Cantharellales; Ceratobasidiaceae
Exons: 4
Coding region: 1-609 (202 amino acids)
Source: RefSeq, a predicted model, not a curated record